UCAUUUUGAUCUGUCAUCAAUGGGUGGUCUUAUUUGUAACAUCAUUUUGAUCGUACUUUCAGUUUUCCACUAUGUAAUUCUACCCGCCAAUGCUCUCUCUCAUCAUGAACAACGCCAGAUCGAAGGUGAAUCCAGAUCAAGCUCUUCGGAUCCAUUUAAGAUUGUGAACAAUGCACUACCUUUCAACAAAUAUGCAUUCUUAACAACACACGAUGCGCAUGCUUCAACUGCAUUCCAAUAUACCGUCAAAGGCGGAAGGUAUCAAAUUGGUACCGCGUCAAAAGAUAGUGUCACGCAACAGUUAAACAGCGGUGUUAGAGCAUUGAUGUUGAACGUAUUUAACAAGACUGAAGAUGUAUGGCUGUGUCAGAAAUGCGACAAGCACGACGAGUACCCCAAUGACAAGAGCCCUGCUCUUGGCCUAUUUCAGGAAGUCGAAGAAUUCUUAACAUCAAAUCCAUCUGAAGUAGUAACACUCUUCUUGAAAGAUGAAGUUGAGACUCCUAAUGGGCUAGCAAAACUUUUCGAUGCAACCGGGUUGACAAAAUACAUGUUGCCGCUAUCGAAAAUGCCUCGAUACGGUGGAGAUUGGCCGAGAGUCAGAGACAUGGUUGCUGCUAAUCAGAGGCUUGUUGUCUUCUCUUCAGCCAAAACUAAGGAAGAAAGUGAAGGAAUUGGGUAUCAGGGGAACUUUGUAGUUGAAUACCAAUAUGGAAGCCAGGGAAUGGAUCCAUGGAUGUGUGCUAAACGUGACGGUUUAUCACCACUAGAGAAGAAAAGUAAAUCUCUAGUGCUACUAAACUACCUUCUUCCACCACGAGGCUUCAGAAGGUAUGGGGAAAAGAUCUCCAAAGACCUCAUGUUGAAUGCAAUUCGUUUGUGUCGUACGAUCGAUUCUCAUAACUGGGCGAAUUUUAUCGAUGUUGAUUAUGACAGGGGAAUUGACGUAGGACCAGCAUUUCAAGCUGUAGACUUCCUCAAUGGAAAGCUACUUUGUGGAUGUGAUGAUGUGAAUUCAUGCAGAGGUGGUUCGUGGUGCCCUCCAGAGGCGGGAUUUGGUAUCAGGACCAAGGUUAUUGCUUUGUUAAUAACAUGUAUUGUAUUGGGAUGCGCGUCAUGUAUCUUAAGAUACAUUAAAAAGCAAAAAUAUAAAUUGAAAAAAUAGUUAUACUCAGCACAACAUACAAAAGGUGUUGCAUAUAAUGAAUAGAGACUUUGAAUAUGCAAAUUUUCACUACUUCAACUAUAUAUAACAUGGUUUAAAAGGAAAAGAUAUCAUGUAUCGCAUCAUGAAUUGUGUUGGUAUUGCAAAAAUAUGAACUUAAAAAUAAGAUAUGAUUCGAGAUAUUGAUCGAUUUGACCUCUAAACCUAUUGAAUCGCAAGAUACGUGUCGCAGUGUCGCAUAGUACGUGAAUAGCAACCAGCCCAACUCUGCCAUUUCUAACCAAAGAACUUUGGGCUCUCUUUCUCUUUUUUUUCUUCAUCUCUUCUCGUGCUAUUAUUUCCAUGAAGUGAGGAUUCCGUUGGAAAUGAUAGCACAAGAAGAGACGAGGAACGAAUUCUUCAGAACAAGAUGGUCUCUCCUACGAUUCUCCAGCAGCAACGAAACAGAGAACUCUGAUGUUACUCCUCUCUUCUGUUUUGGUCUGCCAAUGCACGAGCACAGUCACAAGCAUGACCCCUCGCUGAUCGGCAUCCUCAUCGUAGGCAGCAGCUUCUUCCUAAUGCUAGCAAUCCAUUGGGUAUUCUCACAUUGGUUGUUUUUGGAGACUCAACCGUCAACCCAGGAAAUAACAUCAGGAUUUCAAGUCGAACACCAACAAAACCAGCCUUAGCGGAACAUUUGUUCCGCACGGAAUCGAUUUCAACAGCAUGUCGACACCCACUAGCCGUUUCACAAACGGCAAAACUGUUGCUAAUUAUAGGGUACGUACUAAGAAUUUUAAGUAGUCUUUGAUCAGUGAGCAGGAACCAACUACAAAUCUAUAUUCAGUUUCACCAAACCAGAACGGGGCUAGUUUAUUUCCUUUGCUAAUUACUUUUGAUCUGCUCAGUGUAGUAAAUCGUUUUAGUUUGGAUCUCCUGGGUGUAGUAAAUUCUUUCUAGUAGAUGGUUAAACCAUUUGAUUCUUCGGAUUCAUCUCAACGGGAGAAAUCAAAAAAUAAAACAUCUAGACAAA
This is a messenger RNA of Rhododendron vialii, 2180 nucleotides long. RefSeq names its product PI-PLC X domain-containing protein At5g67130-like. Lineage: Eukaryota; Viridiplantae; Streptophyta; Magnoliopsida; Ericales; Ericaceae. The transcript has 8 exons. The coding region runs from base 20 to 1165 and encodes 381 amino acids. Gene Ontology annotation, biological process: lipid metabolic process. The record is from RefSeq and is a predicted model, not a curated record. Gene Ontology annotation, molecular function: phosphoric diester hydrolase activity.